Molecule: messenger RNA, 626 nt
Organism: Cucurbita moschata (crookneck pumpkin)
Lineage: Eukaryota; Viridiplantae; Streptophyta; Magnoliopsida; Cucurbitales; Cucurbitaceae
Product: 60S ribosomal protein L30-like
Exons: 5
Coding region: 91-429 (112 amino acids)
Cellular component (GO): cytosolic large ribosomal subunit
Molecular function (GO): RNA binding; structural constituent of ribosome
Source: RefSeq, a predicted model, not a curated record
GCUCUAUAUAUAUAUUCUUGGAAUUAGGGUUUUUGGCUGUAGUUGAACAAUCUCGGCGUGUUGAGCAGCAGCAGCUUCUAAUCUUCCAUCAUGGUGGCCGCAAAGAAGACGAAGAAGACCCAUGAGAGCAUCAACAACAGACUCGCUCUCGUCAUGAAGAGUGGGAAAUAUACCUUGGGAUACAAAACUGUCCUCAAGACCUUGAGGAACUCUAAAGGUAAGCUUAUCAUCAUUGCCAACAACUGCCCUCCACUCCGAAAGUCUGAGAUCGAAUAUUAUGCGAUGUUGGCAAAGGUUGGAGUUCACCAUUACAAUGGAAGCAACGUAGACCUUGGAACCGCUUGUGGCAAAUACUACAGAGUAUGCUGCCUCAGCAUUAUCGAUCCUGGCGAUUCGGAUAUCAUCAAGAGCUUGCCUGGAGAAAGUUAGGUUGCAGAUCAUAGAUUUUUGUUUCAGAGUUUCAUUUUAAUCCACUUGAUUUUGGGUUGUGCGUAGCGAUAUUUUGAACGAACGGUUUCAUUAUAAACUCUUUUAUGUACGAGAAUGCAUUAAUGUCAGUUCAAAUCUGUUCCUGGUUUGUAUUCAUAAUAUCAAUCUUGUAAGGCAUUUCAGACAAGUUUCAUAUC